This is a messenger RNA of Sciurus carolinensis (gray squirrel), 1025 nucleotides long. It is a transcript of the gene Gins1, whose product is annotated as GINS complex subunit 1. Gene Ontology annotation, cellular component: GINS complex. Bases 281 to 769 code for a protein of 162 amino acids. The record is from RefSeq and is a predicted model, not a curated record. Gene Ontology annotation, biological process: DNA strand elongation involved in mitotic DNA replication; DNA replication. Lineage: Eukaryota; Metazoa; Chordata; Mammalia; Rodentia; Sciuridae. The transcript is spliced from 7 exons.
GCACAGAGGACUGGGUUCGGGCCCGGGGAUAGGGGACUAACCUUCUGGGUGUUCAUGUAACCAGCAGACGAACCUAGUGGUGCUUCAGUUCAGUGGUACGAACCGCGAAAACACUGGGAGGACGCCGGCCAGAAAGUGGCCACCUGCAAGCCCGAAUUGCUGCGCAAAGCCGGCUCCCUCCCCUUCCUACCCAGGGUCUCUGACUCCUAACCCUGGGUAACUUCUCAUUUAGGUUUAUAGGAACAGAAAGGAGGAUGGAAUCAGGCAAGUUCUGGAGGAGAUGAAAGCUUUAUAUGAACAAAACCAGUCUGAUGUGAAUGAAGCAAAGUCAGGUGGACGAGGUGAUUUGAUACCAACCAUUAAGUUUCGGCACUGUUCUCUGUUAAGAAAUCGACGCUGCACUGUAGCAUACCUGUAUGACCGGUUGCUUCGGAUUAGAGCACUCAGGUGGGAAUAUGGCAGUGUCUUGCCAAGUGCUUUACGAUUUCACAUGUCUGCUGAAGAAACAGAGUGGUUUAAUCAUUAUAAAAAGUCCCUUGCUACUUACAUGAGGUCACUGGGAGGAGAUGAAGGUUUGGACAUCACACAGGAUAUGAAACCUCCAAAAAGUUUAUAUAUUGAAGUGCGGUGUCUGAAAGACUAUGGAGAAUUUGAAGUUGAUGAUGAUGGCACUUCAGUACUACUUAAAAAAAAUAGCCAGCACUUUUUGCCUCGGUGGAAGUGUGAGCAGUUGAUCAGACAAGGAGUUCUGGAGCAUGUCUUGUCAUGACUGUGUCAUGUCAUGACUACGUCCUGUGGUAACCACAUGUGGAGGCACUGCCAGAUCUUGCCACAUAUGAGGCUGAACCCAUGCCACAGAAAUGUCUCUCCUUCUCCCCAUACCUCCCUCUUUUAUUAAAAAUUUACAGGUGACUUUAAGGUAACCAAAAAGGUGUUGCUCAAUGGUAGAGUGCUUGCCCUGAACAUGGGAAGCCCUGGAUUUCAUUCCCAGAACCUCAAAUGAAUUAAAAAAAAAAAUAAAUAAA